AUGGCGGGCAGGGCGCUCGGCGUUCUCCUGGCCGUGGCCGUGGCCGUGGUGGCGCUCCUCGCGGCGGCGGACGACGACAAAACGCAGCCCUGGAAGUGCUUCAGGACAUGCGCCAGGGGUUGCCACCACCACCACGACAACGGCUCAUCUGCCACCGUGGAGGAGUACUUCCCCUCCGGGGACGCCAACGUCUCCGCCGUCUCCGCCGAGUGCAAGAACGGUUGCCAGGAGGACGCGUGCUUCAAGGACCUGCCGGCCAUCAGCGACACGCAGUGCGCCAUGGCCACCUGCCUCAGCCAUCCGCACCAUAGCAGAAAGAAAACGGCGUGCUUGAAGGACUGCUGCGAGAAGUGCUUCCGCAGUAGCCCACCUGCGCCUGGCCCACCUACGCCUGACCCACCUGCGCCUGGCCCGCCUGAGCCUGGCCCGCCUACGCCUGGUCCCGGACCGAAGCCGCCAUCUCCGCCAAAUUAA
Miscanthus lutarioriparius is the source of this 474-nucleotide messenger RNA. NCBI's taxonomy places the organism in Eukaryota, Viridiplantae, Streptophyta, Magnoliopsida, Poales, Poaceae. The record is from the annotation of a GenBank genome assembly.